Molecule: messenger RNA, 1691 nt
Organism: Ctenopharyngodon idella (grass carp)
Lineage: Eukaryota; Metazoa; Chordata; Actinopteri; Cypriniformes; Xenocyprididae
Gene: rhoab
Product: ras homolog gene family, member Ab
Exons: 5
Coding region: 184-765 (193 amino acids)
Biological process (GO): stress fiber assembly; cell migration; small GTPase-mediated signal transduction
Cellular component (GO): dendritic spine; cleavage furrow
Molecular function (GO): GTPase activity; GTP binding
Source: RefSeq, a predicted model, not a curated record
AAAUAAACUCUCUUCAACGUGCUCGCGCAGGCGUGGCUCGAGCUCGUGCACGUCCAUCCCUUCCCCCUUCUGAAUGCCCGCGCUCUGCGCGUGCUCGUCAACGGUUUAUUGUAUCGGACAGAAAAGGCGACGGAGCUCCACCGUUGGAAUAAAACAAAACGGCUAGCCAUCUAAACUGCAAGAAUGGCAGCGAUUCGCAAGAAGUUGGUGAUUGUAGGAGAUGGAGCGUGCGGUAAAACCUGUUUGCUUAUCGUGUUCAGUAAAGACCAGUUUCCUGAAGUCUACGUACCCACUGUGUUUGAGAACUAUGUCGCCGACAUCGAGGUUGACAGCAAACAGGUGGAACUUGCUCUGUGGGAUACCGCAGGACAAGAGGACUAUGAUAGGCUCCGGCCUCUUUCGUACCCAGACACGGAUGUCAUUCUCAUGUGCUUCUCUAUUGACAGUCCUGACAGUUUAGAGAAUAUUCCAGAGAAGUGGACACCUGAGGUGAAACACUUUUGUCCAAACGUUCCCAUCAUCCUUGUAGGCAACAAAAAGGACCUACGGAAUGAUGAACACACACGCAGGGAGCUGACAAAGAUGAAGCAGGAGCCUGUUAAGGCAGAGGAAGGGAGAGACAUGGCUAAUCGGAUCGGAGCAUUUGGUUAUAUGGAGUGUUCAGCCAAAACAAAAGAUGGAGUUCGGGAGGUGUUUGAAAUGGCCACUAGAGCGGCGCUGCAGGCACGCAGGGGAAAGAAGAGCAACAAAUGCAGUCUGCUGUGAAUACUCGCCAUUGGACUCUAUGCCUCAACUGGGGCUCAAAAAGAGUGUGUGUGAGGGGCACACUUCUAUUUACACCGUCAUACACCCCCCCCUCACAUUCGCCAAAUGCUUUUGGGAAAGAUCCCAAAAAAAAAAAGCUUUUUGUCUGUUUUUUUCCUCCCUUUUGGUCUUAUAUUUUUAGUCAUGGAGAUGUUUAUCAGUAUUUAAGAGAACUUGGAGAAAUGGGACUUUUUUUUUGAUGCUUUACCUGAAUUUGUGGUAUCAUUUAAGCUUGCCCAUCUGCCAAAUGCUGUCAUGUGACCCUUUGGGCUGAUUGGAAAGGAGUGAUCCUGUGAGCUGCCAAUCAAUACUUCAGCCCAUCCCUCAUAUGCUGGGCUUUUUUCUGCAACAUGAAACAGGGCUGAACUUGAUUGUUUCUGUAUGUAUGAAUCAUUUUAAGGUUUUCUUUUAGAUCAGGGCAAGAUUGGGAUUUUAGAACAAAAGUACAAACUAGUUGUUUUAAAGCAAAAAAGGGCAUGGGACUGGGUGGGGGGUGGGAGGGGUGAUAUGUAUACAUACCUGUACAUAUGAGCAUGUGUGUAUUUAUAUGUACACACAUUCAGGACUGGAAAACGUAUUUGUAAACUAGACUUGGUAAUCUUGUGUAAUAAAAGAUGUUCUAUAAGGAGCAACCCUGUGUUUUUCUGUGUAAAUGCUUGUAGGAAAUGAUUUACAAUUCAUGUCUAAACCUUCGGAAAUUAGCAGAAUGUAAAUGAUGAACAGGAAAAACCAUUUUGUUUGACCUACCUUUUUGUAAGGAGUAGUUCACAGCGAAAAAUACAGUUCUGUUAUUUACUCAUUCCGAACCUGCCGUUUGAGAAGUGUAGACAUUUUGAAGAAAGUUCAUACUACUUUUUUCCUUACAAUAAAAUCAUAUAUUCACUAUA